AUGGAAGAUUACGCACGUGAACCAUGCCCAUGGAGGAUCAUGGAAGACUGCGGGGGUGCGUUCUCCAUGGGAGCCAUUGGAGGAUCCCUCUUCCAUGGCAUCAAGGGAUAUAGGAAUGCACCUAGUGGCAACUAUCGCCGAUUAAUUAGCAGUUUUGUCACAUUAAAAGAAAGGGCGCCAGUUGUUGGAGGAAACUUUGCAGUAUGGGGAGGCUUGUUUUCGGCUAUAGAUUGCACAAUGGUGUACUUGAGAAAGAAAGAGGAUCCUUGGAAUUCUAUCACAAGUGGUGCUCUGACAGGGGCAAUUCUUUCAGUACGAAAUGGUACAGGAGCAAUUAUUGGCUCAGCCAUCAUUGGUGGUGUCUUGCUUGCAUUAAUUGAAGGUUUCGGUAUACUCUUUACAAGGUUUACAGCAGAGCAGUUUAAUCCAGCAAACCGGAUGAUGAUGGAGGAAGAUCCUGCUUUGGCAGGUCAACAGUACCCCACAGUUGGCUCUAUAGGAUCUCAAGAAGGCAGUUCUAUAUUUGGCUCUCAGCAUUCAUACCAGUAA
Candidula unifasciata is the source of this 549-nucleotide messenger RNA. Lineage: Eukaryota; Metazoa; Mollusca; Gastropoda; Stylommatophora; Geomitridae. The record is from the annotation of a GenBank genome assembly.